CUUUCCAAUUGUUACAAGUUAGUGGGUCAGGAAAAAUUGUAAACAAAGAAAACCAAACAAAGGUGCAAUCAAAAUACAUUUAAUACUAUUGGCUGAUUCUAACCAAAAAUUCAUGUUCAACGAGAUAACCAAUUUCACAACUUGCGACGCAUAAUAGGACCCUCAAUGGUGGUUAUUUAAACCGAAUAAAAGACAUCUUGGGACCGUUGACGUCCGUUUGUUGUGUUUCAUUCAAGUCGAGUCCGUGAGGGCAAGUUUUUAAAAAGGCGCUUGUGGCGAUAAAAGAAAAAAUUAAAAGUAAUAUCUGAAGCGAAACGGUUGUGUCCUUGUUCUUUUGAGUGACCAAAGUUGGGCAAUCUGAGUUGGGAUGAUACAGAUUUCAUCUCAUGUAUUGAAGAGCUCAGGUAAACAAACAGCUUGUGAAAUUAGAAAACCUUGUUUAACCGAUUAAAAUUUGCUGUAAUUGUUUAUUGUCAAAGUGUCUAUUUUGAAAAUGUACUAUCGCGUUGGUUGAAAAGUUGGUGAUCAGUUUGAAUCCUCAAGUAUACGUGUCAAUCUAGAUGAAAAGAAAGGAGCACGAUCAAAAGUGUAUUCCUAAUUUUUCCAUUGUAACCAGGAAGCAUUCUAAAGAUUUGAACACGCUUUCAAGGAUGAGAAAUAUCGCGAUUUUAAGAUCUUCCAAAUGAGGGAAUAACGGUAGUUUUGAGGAUGUUAAAUUUACGCCGUAGGCUAAAACAAAACCAGAAUGAAAAUUGUGCUCGCUCUGGAAACAGAGAAAAAGAAAGGGAAAUCAAGAAAAAUCUAUAGUAGGGCGGGUUAACAAGCGUAGCUAACAGUUCAUCAAUAGUUCAACAAUAGGUAUGAAUGUCUUCUUUUUUUUUCAAUGAUUUGACAUAUGUGUACGUACAACGAGUAUUUCUUUUUGGCUGGUUAAAACAAGGGCUUUUUAUUUAAGAUACGUCAAUGCGUAAGGCACCUUUUCAGGAGCGUGCAGUGUUUUACUAAUAUUGCUGUUUCGUGUAUGAGAGGUCAAUUUAUAACAGUAUGUAGCAUUUUAGUUUUUUUUAGAGAAAAAAUCAACAAAAGAAAGGUUUGAUGUGAUCUGUGUCAGCUGACUGGAGACUCUGUGCGCUGAAAAAGUAAUCAAAAAAAGUUGUUUUCUUGAGUGAUGCGAUACAUUUCAAUGAAAGUGCCGAAUAUGCGUUUGAGCAAUGUCAAAAAUUUUCUUUUAAACUAAUUAAAAAAAAAAAAACUAUGAUAGUUUGAAAAAAAAAAAAUGUUUAUUAUAAAUUGUUUAUGAGGAAUGCGUGCAAGAAGAAAUAAAUAAAAAAAAAAAACAUAAUAUUUAUUUUGAUCGUUACAAAGAAUACUUUUUUCAUGCUUUAGAAAACUAUUGCUGUUUACUUUUAGGAAAACGGCGCUGACUAAUGUGAACGAAAGAAUUACCUUGUUAUAGAAAAAAAAAUUAAAAAAAAAAUAAGUUUGUUUUUUUGGGCAUGACACAUAUAGUUUAAGUGUUUUUAUCUGUAAGAACUUUGGAGAUUUUAUUUUCCAUAAAGGAAAACAAAAGGAUUUUAUCUUUCAGCAGAAAAAAAUUUUUAAUAAACAGUAGGGAAGCAAAAAAAUGGUGCAUAAAUUGUUUAACAAUUGUUUUAAUUUCAAAUAAAAUUAUUAAUAAUUGUUGUUUCACAAGUAUUUAAAAGCUGCCACUACCGUAAAUACUUCAAACUGAUUAGGCAAGUAGACGCUCAUUUCUUUAGCAAAAAAGCGGUCUAAAUCUAUGACGACUUUGGCACAGAAACAGCAAGUUCUUGUUAUUCAUAAUGUUCUGGCAAGUGCUACAUUUGAAUGCAAUAAUAAAAUCGAUUUAGACAAAAGUAGUACAGUUUUGGGGAAUUCUUAUUAUAAUCCAGAAGAAUUUCCUGCAUUAAGAAUUGACGUUCGCGGAAAAAGCGGGUCCAUUUACACUCUUUCUCUUUUUGAAUCAGGAAAGAUUCAAUCAACAGGUGGAUGUCGAACAUAUGAAGUGAAAACAGCUAUGAUUAAAAUUUCUAAAAGAUUAGCGGCCAAAUUAAAUUAUAAAAUUAAUUUAAAAAAUUUUGAGAUCCAAAAUGUUCUAGCCGUUUACGAUAAUUGCUAUCCAAUAAAUUUGGUGAAAUUUGUGUCUGAUUUUAACGGAAUUGUUGACUACGAGCCGGAUCGAUUCCCUGCUGCACGUGUUCGUAUCGUUGUACCGCCUUUGGAAAGUGCUUUAAAUAAUUCCAAUAGCCAAGCGGAGCUUGAUCAUUUAAAAGUGACUCAAGAAAAAAAAAAAAAAAAUGUUUCCGUUAAACUUCGCAGAUUAUUGAUGGGAGAAUUAGAAUCAGAAAAACACUGUUUAGAAUCACUUUCAACCGAGGGGGCAGUUGGAAGUUAUAUGAUAACAAGCGGAGCUAAGCGAGCUUACACUCCGCAUACAUUAAAAGAAGCCAAAAUCAAUAAGGAGGAGUCUGUUACAGCCAAUGUUUUCUCUACAGGAAAAAUAACGUUCACUGGUGCAAAAUCCAUUCGCAGUCUUAAUUAUGUCGUAGAGAUACUAAAACCUUUUGUGGAUUCUUAUUCGUUUCAUUCAUCAUCGCUAAAAACAACAAAUACAUUAUCUUUGCAAACUCUGAAUUCUAUCAAUGAUCCUGAUGUGUUAACAGGAAUCCAACUUUUCCAUGAAGCAGAAAACACUUCACCAAACAAUACUUCCGACAAUGUAUUACAAGAACGAAUUCAAGCUCUUCAAAAACAGCAAUCGUCUUUAGAGCAUUUUAACUCGACGUCGUGUUUUCAAAUGCCUACACCCUCUCAUGCCGACUUGUUGCUGUUUAAAACAGGAUUUUAAAUAAAUUUUUUUUAUUUGCGUUUUUUAUGUCUCUCCUCUUCAUUCCAAAAAAAUAACCCGUUCCUUUUUCUCUUUAAAUUAGUUUAGAACGACUAUCUAAGCUUUU
Messenger RNA from Hylaeus volcanicus, 2975 nucleotides. RefSeq lists its product as uncharacterized. The transcript has 10 exons. Gene Ontology annotation, biological process: DNA-templated transcription initiation. NCBI's taxonomy places the organism in Eukaryota, Metazoa, Arthropoda, Insecta, Hymenoptera, Colletidae. Gene Ontology annotation, molecular function: RNA polymerase II general transcription initiation factor activity; DNA binding. Bases 1781 to 2869 code for a protein of 362 amino acids. The record is from RefSeq and is a predicted model, not a curated record.